AGCGAGGAGGGAGUGGGAAGACGCGCUUGCAACUCCUGCGUUUUUGCCGACAUUCUUCAAUGAAUCAGCAACGGAGAAAGCUGCAGAUUGAAAAGACCUCAAUCUCGGUGAAAAACCAUCACAGACAGCUUUUUAACUCAAUGUAAGUGUAAAAUAAGAGAGCUGAAGUGAGAAAGAUUUCAUGAGAUGACAUUUCGUCCCUGGAUUAUUCAAAAGAGCUGUCAUCAGACCCUGAGGAGGAAAGGCAGAGAGGAAAGUAACUUUUGCAGCUCCAUAAAUGGCCUCAGCACCCUGCUGGUGUCUUUGAGUCUGAACAGAAUUAAUUCGACAUGAGCAUUCCAACUAGUGUCCAAGGCCUGAGGGUCAGUGUUGACAGAGGAGAAAAGAUUGGAAGUAAAACCCAGAUCCAGUUCACUCAGUCUGGAGAUGAUAAUGCCAAUCAACUGUCUUCAAUCAGUGUUCAAGAAAGAAGAGGUUUGUAUGAGGACCCGGGAUACAACACAAGCUCCAUUCCUCCUUUGGUCUCUCAGAGCGACUCCCCAGAAAAGUUAGAGUUCUGGGGAUCAGAGCAGCAGUGCGUGGAGUCUGAGCUCAGAGACUAUGAGCUUUUGGCAUGUCAGGAGAUACAUACCUACCUUGGAAGCAGGACUCAAGAGGAGAAUGAGGAGGAAGAUGAUGCAGGAAGCAUUAGAGAUGGAAAAGAUGAAGGUGCUAUGUCCAUAUCGUCAAGUUCCACAGCUAGCUCUGCUUCAACUGGUGUGAGAAGAAAUGACAAUGACAGCAACAAAGUGGAGAGUAAAAUUCAGAGAGGCAAAGAGGUGCAGAAAAGGAUUGCUUGUCACAGCACUGAGGAGCUAGACACAUGUGUGACAGCAGGUAAACUGGACACCAGGUCAGGCAGAGAGAGAUGGAAGGGGGGACUGAAGGAGUCUAAGUCUGAGACGAAUGUGUUUGUCUCCAGCCUGUCAGCUGUUUCCCUCAGUGGAAGCCUGUCUAGUGCUCUGGAUGGUGAUGGAGAAUCUUCUCUCACCUCUCUGUCCAAGACUAACCCCUAUCACAAUGCCCAAAACACUACCUCAGCCCAGAAUAGAAGAAGGGCAGCGCCUGCAGAUGCCAAUCAGAACUCCCCAUCAAUGCAUCCUCAGGAGACCCCCAACCCUCAGUACUGUAACCAGGAUCGGAGAAAUGAUGAGGGAAGUCACAGAAAUGGCUUGACCUCUGAUGGGGGGCUGGGCCAGAGGAGAAAGGCUGGAUUUGAGGAGAGGGUGCUACCACCACGACGGCAACAGCUUGUGAGACCUCUCUGUCAGACAGAGAUGGGAAGGUCAAGGAGUGCAGCAGAGUCCAACAGUCAGCAAAAUGAGACAGGGCAACCCUCUCCUCUUAACCUCUCUGCAGAUUCACACAGUAUUGGGUCAAACAGAAAGUUUACAAAAUCAUCUUUACGUGAACCAUCAGAUUUUUCCCACCUGUACAACACCUCUGGAUUAUCCCAGCUGAGACAGCCCAACCAGGGAUCCCAAAGGGAGGCUCCACCAGUGGAAAAACAGCCAGCUACAACUGCACGCCACAGUUCCAAUCCCUCAAAUCCUUCCACCUUAGAGAAGAGACCUCAGACUCAGCUCACAUACAGAAGGAAUUGCUCCAGUCCCAACAGGACUGGCGUUGAAUCCAGGUCAUCUACCCCGCCCCACUCCCCUCUCAGGACACCCCAGGGCUCACCGUGCAGGCAACCCUCCAUGUACCUCGUUUCCAGGAAUGUCUCUGGAGUGGUUAGACACAUCCCUGCUGUACCAACAUCAGCUCAGGGCUAUGGCAACAGUUGCUUGAGAGCACCAGUCAAAACUAAUAUAAGCACAAGUGGAAUCCCCAAAGCGCCUCUUAACAACCAGCAAAGCUCCCCCAGCUCUAACAACAACUCCCCCAAAGAAAGCUCACCAUCACCUAAACUUAAACCUAAAGGAGUUCGCCCCAAAAUCAUUACCUACGUCCGAAAGAAUCCCCAGUUUAAGCCUCAGGCUGCUGAUGGACCAUAUCAGGUAUCCUCUCUACCAUCCAGGCUCUCAACAUGCACCCACAGUCAAACAUCCACAUCCUUUAAAGACACACCUAAAGAACACUCCAGGCCCGAUUCAGAAACCCGAGGAGCCCCAGUUCUUUGUGCCUCCAAUCUGCUUUAUGAUAAGUACCGCCAGGAGAUGCAGACAAACAUUUUUCCACCAGGAAUGCUGAGCAGGAGUAUAAGGACUCCUGGACACACAAACACUGUUCCACCUGCACACGCACAUAGCCACACAGCACCCCCAAAACUGGGCAGCAAGGCAGACAACUUCUAUGGGACACCAUCAGAGGUCAGCAGAUCCAUCAGUUUGAAAGGCUGCUCAGCCGAGGACGCGAUGCAGAGCAGGAUUGCUGCUCAGGCUGGAGGGAGUGGCAGUCUUCUGCGAUCUAGCAGAGGUCUGCGUCUGGGACUGGGAGCUGUCACCAGAACGGGUACAAUCUCGGCCAAGGGUAGAGGACCUAGUCAAGGUCUGAGGUCAACACAAGUCUUCAGCCAGCCAGUCCAACCUGUCAUCCCAGCAACUAAUCAAGGCCAAGAUAAUAGAGAUGACCAGGCUGCCACCCAUCAGGCUCCUGCCCCUCCUCCUACCACAGCAGCAGCAGCCCAGCCCCAGGCUGCGGCCUCCAGGUCUCUGCUUCCCAAAGCAAGUCAGUCGGGCCUUCGCCCCCCGGGCUUUAGCACCAACCGCCUCCCCGCGGGCCGCCUGGCGGCCUUUGGCUUUGUCCGGAGCUCCAGCGUAUCUUCUGUCUCCUCAACCCAUUCUGCUGACAGCACACAGAGUGACCCCUGCAGAACAGCUCACCGUCUGAGUGUGAGCGAGGAGCCUCCUCUUCAUAGAGUGACGACUGUGUCAACAGAUCACCAGAGAGGGGCACCAUGUCGCAGCAACAGCCUCCAGCCGCCCUCCCCUCCGGCGCUGCCCCGACGCUACCUGUCACCCCAGUCAAGAAGCUCCCCUGGAGUCAGCAGGAAGGAGUUUCAGCGGAGUUCAGAAGUCACACGUUCCCUCCCGUCCUCCCCAAAAAGGCUGGCAGUGGUUCCUCCCAAACCUCAGUCUCCAGUCCGGGGGUCAGCUCCCUCUGGAUCACCUCGCCGAGUGCCCCCCCUGAAGCUACAGCAAGAACAGCAGGAGAACUUGCAGAGAGAGAAAGAAGAGGCUCAGCAGAAAGAGAAAGAGAGGCAAGCAGAGGAGAGAGAAAAAGAAGAGCAACGAGAGGAGGUUCAGAGGCUGCAGGGACGCUGUGAGCAGCAGGAGAGGCAGCUGAAAGCUCUUAGAGAUGAACUGAGGAAGACUUCGCUGGGUCUGGAAGCUUUCAUUAUCACCACUCAGCAUUACUGUCUCAAGAGUAAAACCACAAAAGAAAAUCAAAAGAAGUUGUCUUUGGAAAUGCAAAAGAUUCAAGAAGAAAUGGCUUCAAACUCAGUGCGCUGGGAGAGACUCCAGCGGGAAAAGACAGCGCUGGAGGUGGCGUUUGAGCGAGAGCUGCAGGAGCUACAGCUGCAGCAGGAGGCAGAGCUGGCUGCUGUGGAGGAAGGACUCAGGAAGUGUCACUCAGCAGAGGCAGAGCACCUGAAGGCGGAGCAUCGGUCAGAGAUGGAGGAGUUGAGGACUCAACAGCAGGAGCAGAUUGAAGAGAUGACAGUCAACCAUCAGGCAGCCAUUCAGGAGCUCAGAGACAUGCAUAACAUCACCAUGGCAACACUGCAUGAAGAGCACGCCCGUACCAUGAGAGACUUAAGGAAAGCUCAUGAGCAGCAGAAGAUCCUUCUGGAGGAGGAUUUUGAGAAACUUAGACUUUCUCUACAGGAUCAAGUGGAUACUCUCACAUUUCAAAACCAGAGUCUGAGGGACAAGGCCAAACGCUUUGAGGAGGCUUUGAGGAGGAGUACAGAUGAACAAAUAGUUGAUGCUUUAGCGCCAUACCAACACAUCGAGCAAGACCUCAAGAGCUUGAAGGAGGUCGUGGAAAUGAAGAACCAGCAGAUACACCAGCAAGAGAAGAAGAUCUCUGACCUGGAGAAAGUGCAGGCCCAAAAGAACGUGUUCCUCGAGGAGAAAGUCCAGGUUCUGCAACAGCAGAAUGAAGAUCUCAAAGCUCGCAUUGAUAUGAACCUGGCCUUGUCCAGGCAACUGUCUGAGGAGAACGCAAACCUCCAGGAGUCCGUCGAGAAGGAGAGCACCGAGAAGAAGCGUCUAAGUCGCAACAACGAGGAGUUGCUGUGGCGUCUCCAGACCAGCCCUCUCAUGUCUCCCGCGUCCUCCCCACUCCACCGCUCCUUCUCUACCUCACCACUUCCCUCAUCCCCAUUGUUUUCCUCUUCACCUGUAGCAGGGUGUGACUCCCCCACUCACUGCCACGGCUGUCCUCAGCAGGCUCAGUACUCCUCCCCCUCCCACAGAGCUGCUGCCACAAAUCAAAAUUUCUCACCGGGACCGGCCACACCCACUCACAGGGCAGUAAAUAAUCAGAAUUACUCCCCCACCCAUGCCACACCCACACACAGAGCAGCAGCGAGUCGCUGUAACUCAAAUACUUCUCUCAGCUCUUUGCCGAGAUAAGCUCUUUCCCUGCACGUUUUCUAUCCUAAUUCCCCUUUUUUCUUUCAUUCUUCUCUCCCUGCCUUCAUUUGGAUUGUGAAAAGCAUUGUAGUGCAAGACUGUGGUUUCCAGUCAUCACAAGACACACAGGACAGACUGUGCAGUCAGCAUUAAAGCAGUGAAGUCACACAGUCCUGUACUUUGUCAGUUCCUACCGUCACGUGAAAGCAACGUCAUACACAGAAAUACAAUAUGGAUACAUACUGUGAUAAUGGAACUGGAAAAAAAAAGAUGACAGCAGCUCUGCUUCCUUUUUCCAGCCCCCACUUUUAUUAAAACAGUGUAGAUCGUGUAUGAUAGUGGCACAGAUAGUGCUGUAAACUUUCCCUGCAUGGGUAGUUGAGAGUCCUGCACAGUACACAGUACAACAGUGCACAUUUACAGAUGGAAAGUAGCACAUUGGUGGCGCCAGAAUAUGUGCUCUGGUGUGGUAAGAACACAGAUAUAUCAGAUAGGUAAAAUAAGCUAUGAUUUCUUAUUGGGAUUAGGUUUUCCUUACUUGAUUCUGUUUUGAUUAAUGAAUUUCAAUUCUGAGUUGUUAAUAUAAUCGGCUUUAGCUGAUAGAUUUUUUUUUUCUUUUUGUAUUGUAUCUAGAAAAAUCCCUAACAAAGCGCCUUAUACUCGGUCCUGCAACCUCACCAGCAGAGAGCGACCAAUGUUUUAUUUAUAAAGCACUUUGGAUAAAGAUUUGGUUUGUAUGUUUUAAAAAAAACAAAAAAAAACAACAACAACAAAUCGUGUUUCUUAGCCUCCUCAAAGUAUAUUUAAAAUUUUGUAAUCACUUAAUUUCAGCUGACAGUUUUACUUGUGUGGAUAACCCUCCUUGGAACCCCAGCCAUUUUAUCUGCAAAACACAAAGAACUUGUGUCUUUUUAAACCUUGCCAGGUCUUCCUUCACACGAGCUACUCUUCACUUCUGGGAUCCCUCAGGUCAACUUGGAAAAACUAUGUCUGCCAUUCUGGAUUUACCUCAGUGGGAAUGUGCUGUCAGUUGUGUCUGCAACGCAACAGCAACAUCAACAUCAACAAAAUCGCACACACAGCCACCGUGGAGCUCAAAGCUAAGGGGGGAAAACCUAGCACAGGAAUCACUGUUUUAAAUGUCGUGGAUUUCUUUAUAAUGUGAUGUUUAUACCUAAUUUAUUACAUGUAUUUUGCUACUUAGCAAGCAUGUACUGUGAAAGUCUUCCAGUUUUGACAUGAAACUUAUUAUUGCUGUGAUUUGUCUAUUUAUUAAGCUUGAGGUGUGAAGAAGAUAAAAGGCCCUUGUAAUUUAAAUGAACAUCACCUAUGGGUCAUGAGUGGAACAUGUGAUAUACCUGAGGAGAAAGCUGAUAUACUACAGAUGAUUUGACUCACUGUCUUCACACCUACAGUUUUUUGCAAAAGUUUUGCACCUCUGAGGAAACUGCAAAAUUUUUAGAGUGAAACCCCUGCAGCAAAAAAGAAAAAAAAAGAACCUAAUUCAUGCUCAAAAGUUUGGAUAUCCUACUUUUAAAGCAUCAGAACUUCAUUAACCUAAUAGACCUUAAAGAUUUUGUAAGACAACACAGUGUAAAGAAUGUAAUUUGCCCACGGAUGCAUAAACUUCUGCACAAAACUGUACAUUGAUGGCGUCUUAUAGUAAAAUAUUGUGUCUAUAAGCUAUGUAGAUUUAAAAAAGAUCCCUCUGUUUACCUCUUUGUGAUGUAGUAGAGUAACGUAGUCCUUUCUCAGUCUGUUAACCUCCUCAGAAAUUCUUCUGCUUUGUUUAUCUGAAAGACACUUUUUAUUCCUUAUCAUGUUAAAAACUUUUGAAAACUACACUGGAUUUCUGGUGUGGAAGAAUAUAUUGUUCAGGGAGUUAUUUUCUAAAAUUAGAUUAGAAACACUUUCAUUUUUAUUAUUUUUUGUUGUUGCUGUUGGUAUAGCUUCUCAACACAGCAUUAUACAUUUCCAAGAUAUUUCCCUAGAUAAUUUUCCAUUUAUAUAAAACACAACAGAGAAACCAACAACUGAUAUAUACAAAUGAGAAUUAUUUUAUAGCAUACAGUAUGUUAUAGCUGCCUCCUAUACUGUACUCUACUGAUUAACUUCCCCUCAGGGUCUUAAUCUUUCAUCCAGCUUUGAACAAGUCAAGAUUGAAGUUGCGUACAAUAUAAUGUGAGUGAUUUACUCACAAAUAAACAACAACAAAAAAAAGCUAGUAUUGUUCAGACUAUAUGUUAAAAGGGCCACUGUAAAUACGCCAGGCCCAGGAGGAAGGGUUAAGUAACAUCUUUGUUGGCUGUCGGGAGCGCUAACGUGAGCAUGAUUUAGAUUUAGCAGUUAAUGAAAUAUUGCUGAUAGUUAAAU
Archocentrus centrarchus (flier cichlid) is the source of this 6995-nucleotide messenger RNA. It is a transcript of the gene mtus2a, whose product is annotated as microtubule associated tumor suppressor candidate 2a. The coding region runs from base 330 to 4622 and encodes 1430 amino acids. NCBI's taxonomy places the organism in Eukaryota, Metazoa, Chordata, Actinopteri, Cichliformes, Cichlidae. Gene Ontology annotation, molecular function: microtubule binding. The record is from RefSeq and is a predicted model, not a curated record. The transcript has 16 exons. Gene Ontology annotation, cellular component: nucleus; cytoplasm.